Mangifera indica (mango) is the source of this 1743-nucleotide messenger RNA. RefSeq names its product E3 ubiquitin protein ligase RIE1-like. The coding region runs from base 181 to 1305 and encodes 374 amino acids. The transcript has 6 exons. The record is from RefSeq and is a predicted model, not a curated record. Lineage: Eukaryota; Viridiplantae; Streptophyta; Magnoliopsida; Sapindales; Anacardiaceae.
AGCCACCUCUGUCACUCUGUGUUCCGUUUCAUCUACCAUUCAACUCAGUGGCUCACCAAAACAAAAACGGUUCUUUCUUUAUUGUUUCUUCUACACACAGCUGAACAAACAAACAAACAACAGAAUCAGUGUUAAUUAAGCGUCUCGCUCAAUUCAUUCAAUUUCGUAUCGUUCACUUUCAUGUCUUCUUCCCAAACCUCUGCAGCGGCAGCGGCGGCGGCGGCUGAGGCGGAGGCCGACGGCUCUGGGAGCCACGCGCCUCUCCUGCGUCCACGGGAAUCCACUCCUUCGCCUACUGCUGCUGCUGCCCGCCCCGCAACUCUUGCUCUCUUGCUCGGCCGCGCUGCCGGCCGCGCCCGAGGCCCUUCCAUGCUUGUUCGGGAAACCGCGGCUCGUGAGCUGGAAGAGCGACGCGCGGAUUGGGGCUACUCGAAGCCGGUUGUUGCGUUAGAUAUGUUGUGGAACACUGCGUUUGUGGUGGUUUCCGUCGUGAUGUUGAUAAUUACAGUUGAUGAAAAACCUAAUACGCCGAUUAGGUUUUGGAUCUGCGGGUAUGCCCUGCAGUGUUUGGUGCAUGUGGUGUUGGUGUGGUUAGAGUACCGGAGGAGGAACACACGGAGAGUCAGGGAUGAUGAGAGGGGUGUUGGCGAUAUGGUGGAUGCGAAUAAUGAUAGUGAGGGUGAGGAGGAGGAAGAGGAUGGUGGAGGAUCACGGAUUUCGAGUCGAUCUAGUGUCACUAAACGAUGUGAAUCGAUUAAUACAAUGGUGUCAUUUCUCUGGUGGAUAGUUGGAUUUUACUGGGUGGUCUCCGGUGGAGAUGUACUCCUGCAGGAUGCCCCUCGUUUGUACUGGUUGGCUGUGGUUUUCCUGGCAUUUGAUGUGUUCUUUGCCAUCUUUUGUGUUGUUUUGGCAUGUUUAAUCGGGAUUGCUCUGUGUUGCUGCUUGCCAUGCAUUAUUGCAGUUCUCUAUGCUGUCGCAGGACAGGAAGGUGCAUCAGAAGCAGAUCUCAGUAUCCUUCCAAAAUACAGAUUUCAAAUAUUGAACAAUGAUGAAAAGCCUAGUGUGGGAGCUGGGAAAAUGGUUCCUGUAGAAACAAGCAGUGGAUACUUGGCAAAUGAACGUAUACUGUUACCUGAGGAUGCAGAAUGCUGUAUAUGUCUCUGCCCUUAUGAGGAUGGUGCAGAGCUUCAUGCCCUUCCCUGCAACCAUCAUUUCCAUACCACAUGCAUUGUGAAGUGGCUUAAGAUGAAUGCGACAUGUCCUCUGUGCAAGUACAACAUUCUCAAGGGAAAUGAACAGGUAUAAGAAUGGUUCACAUGCACUCUCUGUAUAUGCCGAAGAAACCAAGGCAGUAAGAACAAAACUUCUCCUAACUCUUUUCAGAAUGAGUUUCCAAUUUCGGCAUUUGCGCUUCUUUACUAUGUUCAUUGGCCUUGUGGGGUUGUUUUUUUUCCCCUUGCCCUUGUAUGAAUUAUUUCAGGCACUUGUGCAAAAGUUGGAGCCAUUGAUUUGCAGGUUUUAAGUUAUGCCUUGUUUAUUCUCCUUUCUUUUUUUGUUUUGUAGUUGUAUAAGACAAAAAUAAUGGUUUCAUGUAUUAUUUAUACUUUUGUGUCAAUUAUACUACAUAUUGUACCUUUGUGAUUCAAAUAAUAGGCGGUAUACUGCAAUGGAUUAUUUGCAGUGUAUUCUAUGUCUGAUUUCUAGAUAUGUGAUGACAAUAUAUUGACCAGCAGCUUCACUUUU